AUCUAUUACUAUGUCUAUAAAGAGAUGGGCACGAAACCAUCUUAUUUACUACCACAAACUCCACUUUCUUUUAUCAAUAUUCAAGAAAAUUCGACUAGCUAGCUAGCGUAAAUUAAGGAGGAUGAAAGGCUCUUGGGUGGUCUCAACGAGUAUCAUUCGUAUUACUCUUUCUUUUACUUUCUUAUUCAUUUGUCAUUUUUCGGACGUGCUUGCGGCUCCUACUAGGCACUUGUGUCGUCCCGAACAAAAGGAUGCACUUCUCAAGUUCAAAAACGAGUUUGAGAUUGGGAAGCCUUCUCCUACUUGUAAGAUGGUUGGCAUUGAAUCUCAUCGGAAGACGGAGUCAUGGGGGAAUAACAGCGACUGUUGUAAUUGGGAGGGAGUCACGUGCAAUGCCAAGUCCGGGGAAGUGAUCGAGCUCAACCUUAGCUGCAGCUCCCUCCAUGGCCGGUUUCAUUCCAACAGCAGUAUUCGAAACCUUCAUUUCCUAACCACUCUAGACCGUUCACAUAAUGAUUUUGAAGGUCAAAUCACGUCUUCAAUUGAAAAUCUGUCUCAUCUCACCUCUCUCGACCUUUCUUAUAAUCGUUUUUCGGGUCAGAUUCUGAAUUCAAUCGGAAACCUUUCUCGUCUCACCUCUCUCGACCUUUCUUUUAAUCAGUUUUCGGGUCAGAUUCCAUCAUCAAUUGGUAAUCUUUCUCAUCUCACCUUUCUAGGUCUUUCUGGUAAUCGUUUUUUUGGUCAGAUUCCAUCUUCAAUUGGUAAUCUUUCUCAUCUCACCUUUCUAGGUCUUUCUGGUAAUCGUUUUUUUGGUCAGUUUCCGUCUUCAAUUGGAGGUCUUUCUAAUCUCACCAAUCUCCACCUUUCUUAUAACAAAUAUUCGGGUCAGAUUCCAUCUUCGAUUGGCAACCUUUCUCAACUUAUCGUUCUCUACCUUUCUGUUAACAAUUUCUAUGGUGAAAUCCCAUCUUCUUUUGGCAAUCUAAACCAGCUGACCCGCUUAGAUGUUUCUUUCAACAAGCUCGGUGGAAACUUUCCCAAUGUCCUACUAAACUUGACAGGGUUGUCAGUUGUAUCACUCUCCAACAAUAAGUUCACAGGCACGCUUCCUCCUAAUAUCACUUCACUAUCCAACUUGAUGGCUUUUUAUGCAAGUGACAACGCCUUCACCGGAACAUUCCCUUCUUUUCUCUUCAUCAUUCCUUCUUUGACUUACCUUGGUUUGAGUGGUAACCAACUCAAAGGCACUCUUGAGUUUGGGAAUAUAUCUUCACCAUCUAACCUACAAUACCUUAACAUUGGCAGCAACAACUUCAUAGGACCAAUCCCGAGUUCCAUUUCCAAAUUAAUCAACCUUCAGGAACUUGGCAUUUCCCAUUUAAACACCCAAUGUCGCCCAGUUGACUUUAGUAUCUUCUCGCAUCUCAAGUCGCUUGACGAUCUUAGGCUAUCCUAUUUGACCACCACUACGAUUGACUUGAACGAUAUCUUACCAUAUUUCAAGACGCUCCGUUCAUUGGAUCUCUCAGGCAACCUUGUUUCAGCCACAAACAAGUCUUCAGUUUCUUCAGAUCCUCCUUCGCAAUCGAUACAAUCUUUGUACUUGUCAGGAUGCGGUAUCACCGAUUUUCCAGAGAUCCUAAGAACACAACACGAAUUGGGGUUUCUAGACGUUUCCAACAACAAAAUCAAAGGUCAAGUUCCUGGCUGGUUAUGGACGCUACCAAACUUGUUCUACUUGAAUCUUUCCAACAACACUUUCAUCGGUUUCCAAAGACCAACGAAACCUGAACCAUCUAUGGCGUACUUGCUUGGCUCCAACAAUAACUUCACCGGCAAGAUUCCUUCUUUCAUAUGUGAGUUGCGUUCUCUAUACACUCUCGAUUUAUCAGACAACAACUUUAGCGGUUCAAUCCCUCGUUGUAUGGAAAAUCUCAAGAGUAAUCUUUCAGAACUAAACCUUCGUCAAAAUAAUCUUAGUGGAGGUUUUCCAGAGCAUAUUUUCGAAAGUCUAAGGUCGCUUGAUGUCGGCCAUAACCAGCUUGUGGGAAAGCUUCCAAGAUCUUUGAGAUUUUUCUCUAAUCUUGAAGUUUUGAACGUGGAAAGCAACAGAAUCAACGACAUGUUUCCGUUCUGGUUGAGUUCUCUACAAAAGCUACAAGUUCUUGUCCUUCGCUCCAAUGCAUUCCAUGGACCAAUAAAUCAAGCCUUGUUCCCUAAGUUGCGAAUCAUCGACAUAUCACAUAAUCACUUCAAUGGAAGUUUGCCGACAGAGUAUUUUGUGGAGUGGAGUAGGAUGUCAUCACUUGGGACAUACGAAGAUGGGUCGAAUGUAAACUACCUGGGAUCAGGCUAUUACCAAGAUUCAAUGGUUUUGAUGAAUAAAGGUGUAGAGUCGGAGCUGGUACGUAUCCUCACAAUCUACACAGCAGUCGACUUUUCGGGAAACAAAUUUGAAGGAGAGAUUCCAAAGUCCAUCGGUCUAUUGAAAGAGCUUCAUGUGCUCAACUUGUCAAACAAUGCUUUCACCGGCCACAUCCCUUCAUCUAUAGGGAACCUGACAGCUCUCGAGUCGUUGGACGUUUCCCAGAACAAGCUUUAUGGAGAAAUCCCACAAGAGAUAGGGAACCUCUCGUUGCUUUCGUAUAUGAACUUCUCUCAUAACCAGCUUACAGGCCUAGUACCAGGAGGCCAGCAGUUUCUAACGCAGCGUUGCUCUUCCUUUGAAGGUAACUUGGGACUUUUCGGCUCUUCUCUUGAAGAAGUUUGCAGAGAUAUUCACACGCCAGCAUCACAUCAACAGUUUGAAACGCCGCAAACAGAGGAAGAAGACGAAGAUCUGAUUAGUUGGAUAGCAGCUGCAAUAGGAUUCGGACCUGGUAUUGCCUUUGGUUUGAUGUUUGGAUACAUACUCGUUUCCUAUAAACCAGAGUGGUUCAUGAACCCUUUUGGCCGAAACAAUCGUAGACGGAAAAGACACACAACAACUCACUAG
Molecule: messenger RNA, 2995 nt
Organism: Arabidopsis thaliana (thale cress)
Lineage: Eukaryota; Viridiplantae; Streptophyta; Magnoliopsida; Brassicales; Brassicaceae
Gene: RLP34
Product: receptor like protein 34
Exons: 1
Coding region: 122-2995 (957 amino acids)
Biological process (GO): signal transduction
Cellular component (GO): plasma membrane
Source: RefSeq, marked reviewed